AUUACACAUUUCCACAGUCAGUGAAAUGUAGCUGUAGCGUGAGAUUCAAGACUAAACACUCAGUUGGUCAAGUAAGAGGAAGGGUUGGCAGAAAGAUUGUCAGAAGAUUGUUAAAAAAGAUAAAAUGUGUCAUAUGUGUCUUCUGGAAAUGAUCAUUCUCUGUUCACUUCUAACAGGUAUGACUGUAGCUGAAGUAACUCAUGUGUUCAGGACUUUUGGUGAAAAUGUCCGUCUGCCCUGUAAUAAUGCUUUUCCUGGCUGCACAUCAACUACAUGGAACUAUAACAGACAUUCAGAGACAGUUGAACUGAUUGCUGGAGGGAAAAAGAAGAAUAACAUAGAGAGACGUGAGAGACUGAGUGUGGGGUCUGACUGCUCUCUGAACAUCAAGAAAGUCACACAAGAGGAUUAUGGGCUUUACACCUGCCGACAAUAUGUGAAUGGAAAACAAGGAACUGAUGCACGUGUUUAUCUGCAUUUUCUUCAUGUCUCUUCAUCAUCCUCACAGACUGAGAUCAGACCAGGCAGCUCUGUGACUCUCUCCUGUCAGUUGUAUUAUGAAAGAGUCUCUUGUGAUACUUUGGUCCGUACUGAUGGAAUUGAGCUGAUCUGGGUGAAUCAGGCUGGUGUUAGUGUGAUGACAGACUCCAGAUAUCAGAUAUCAUUCUCCUCAACACACUGUAUCAGCACUCUGACUACAACACUCCUGAAUGAAGAUCUCAACAGAGAGUGGAGAUGUCAGGUUACUCAGAGAAAUCAACUGAAGACCUCAGCCACAUAUACUGUCAAGUAUUCAGCUUCAAACGAGACAAAGACAACGACUCCAGUCACCAACUUAAAGACAACAACAACUGUAAAUAAACCAGUAACUUCUAGACAAUCAGAGUCAGCUACAUCAUCAGCACUGAUCCUAGCUACCACAUCAAACUCUGAGAAGAAAACAGGGCCUACAGCACCACCACCUCCAGAAAAACUAGUGAUUGUAAUGGUUGGUGUUGUUGCUGCAUUGGCUGUUCUCCUUCCUGCUGUUAUUUUUUGUGUGGUUUGUAAAAAAAGAGGGGAUAAUAGAAGAGGGACUAAUGACUUUCUGGUCACAAAUAUGAAAAAAUAUAAUGGAACCAAUGAUACAAUCAACAUUUCCAUUCAUCCUACUGCCAGCGCUAAUGAGCAGCAAGGUAAUGUGACUUAUGCUGAGGUUGUCACAUACAGUAAAAACCCAGCCAAAAAUAACAAGGUUCAUGUUGAAGAUAAAGUGACUUACGCUUCAAUCAGAGGAGCAACAGCUGGACCUCAGGAUAACUGCAGUCAACUUUAUGCCUCUGUGAACAAAAACUGUCACAAAUAAAUCAGACAGUUAUUAAUCAUACAAAGACCUCAUAAUAUCAUGAGGAGAGAAAUGCCUAUAAUUGACUUUGUUAACCUGCUGACUUGUUAAAUACCGUCUUUCAAAUGCAUGUUAACAAACAAACUCAAGUGUAGAACAGAUUUAUUUGUAGGACGUUCAGGAUUUUUAUUUCAGAGUUACUUUCUUGUUGAUCAAGAGAACCGUUUUAAAUUAUAAAUCAUUCCAAAUCUUCCGUUUCUCUUAUUUUUUGCAACUCUUCAUUCUCCAGUAGUGUUUUUAAUAGUCAUACUGUAUUACGUACUGGACAACAUCCUUAUUUGUGACUAAUGCAGAGAUGAUUGAAAGUGUUCUCAACAGAGCUGUAGAGGAAGUGCUGUGCAGUCAAAUUCUGCACUGUCAGCCGAUCAUCUUUCUGGUGACUAUGUGCUAUGUAGGGUACAACUAAAGGCACACCCUAAGAAAAAUGUACUUUUCACUACUCCUGUAGUUUUUGAUUGCAGAAUUUUUCUUCAAUGUUUUUAUUGAACUGAUGAAGCAACAGAUUUUGUGUGAGAAUAAGAGUGUGUUAUAGAGUGUUUUUUUUUUUUAAUUGUACAAAUGUAUGUGUGUGAGGGACCGGGAAGCCAAGGACAAGGUGAUAUUUAUUUUUGUUCAAUAAAUAUACUAUGGUUAAAAUGUUCAUUUUAAAAAUACACAAACAAAAUAAUAUUUAAAAAAGUAAAGAUUCUGAAACAUUGAAUGAUAUCCCAUAAUAAUUUAAAAUAGCUUUACAGUAGUAACAAUUAAUGUGAUAUAUAAUUAAUAUUUUAAAAUAUGAUGGUUUCAUUAUAAAUAUGGUGAUUAGGUGGACACCCAAGUUGAUACUGUAAUCAUAUGAUAUUUACCAUCUGAAUCUAACCAUGUCAUGUCAAAUGGAAAAGUCUGGUAUCAUGAGUUAGCCCCUCCUCCUUGGAAGAAAACAUCCGUAUGUGACCAAUCCUUCUGCAAAAAAUACAUUUCAAGCUAAAAAAAGUAAUUUUUGUCAUACUGUCCAAACUGUUUGCGUGAAGCACUUUAAAGUCAUAUUAAAUCAUAUUAUUUAAUCAGUGUUUUCUUAGCUUCUAAAAGGCAUAGCUUGCAUGUGUCAAAGCUAUUGUGUCAAGCUAACACAGCAAGUUUAUUAGGUUUUUGUCAGUGUAGGGGCAUCUCUUAUCACAACAUUGAUGUAAAACCUUGUCAUAACAUAACAAAAUUAUAAUUGUAUGUAUGUAUUAUUAUUAAGAACCCCUUUUAAUAUUCAUGUGUCUCCCCCUUCUUUAAGUAAAGUUUUAAAAUCAGA
This is a messenger RNA of Ctenopharyngodon idella (grass carp), 2663 nucleotides long. RefSeq lists its product as uncharacterized. Gene Ontology annotation, biological process: positive regulation of ERK1 and ERK2 cascade; T cell activation; interleukin-15-mediated signaling pathway. NCBI's taxonomy places the organism in Eukaryota, Metazoa, Chordata, Actinopteri, Cypriniformes, Xenocyprididae. Gene Ontology annotation, molecular function: MHC class II protein binding; protein tyrosine kinase binding. The record is from RefSeq and is a predicted model, not a curated record. Gene Ontology annotation, cellular component: external side of plasma membrane; membrane raft. The transcript has 10 exons. The coding region runs from base 125 to 1345 and encodes 406 amino acids.